This is a messenger RNA of Austrofundulus limnaeus, 1380 nucleotides long. RefSeq names its product gastrula zinc finger protein XlCGF46.1. The record is from RefSeq and is a predicted model, not a curated record. NCBI's taxonomy places the organism in Eukaryota, Metazoa, Chordata, Actinopteri, Cyprinodontiformes, Rivulidae.
GUGGGUGGUACCAGACAGGAGGUUCUGUCCAGCAGCCCAAUGACUCAGCAGAACCUGGAGAUAAAGGAGGAAGAACAUGAGAUCGAAGUGGACUCGAACCAACGAGAGGAGGCGUUAGACGAGAGCAACGACUGGACACCAGGUUCUAAACGGCAGAAACCCAAAACCAAGAAAAGAAAAACUAAAAGAGUCAUGAAGAAGAAGAAGAAGGAGGAGGAGGGUAAAGUUUCCUGCCAGGUGUGUGGGGCCUGGUACCACCAGCUGGGGAGUCUGAUCUUGCACACCUGGACUCACGUGGACCAGCAGCAGGAYGUUUGUGGCRUCUGCGGAGUGAAGUUCGAGUCCCUGGAGGAGUUGAAGGAGCACCUUAAAACUCACCAGGACGUCCACAGGUGUCCUCACUGCGGGAAGACCUUCAUCUCCACCAUCGGGCUCAGGUGUCACGUCGCCCGGCACACAGGAAGUAGUCUGCUCCGGUGCUCCGACUGCGACAAGACCUUCACAAGCUCCACGGCCCUGAGGUACCACCGCUGGGUCCACGUCCAAAACAAACCGUACAAAUGUGACCUGUGUCUGAAGACGUUCGGCGUGAAGCCGCAGCUCGUCUCCCACAGGAAGCUGCAYGCCAGCGCAGAAAGACACGCCUGCAACAUCUGCGGGAAGUCCUUCACCAUCCGUCAGUACAUGACCCAGCACAGGCUGAUCCACGCCGAGGAACACCGCUACGGCUGCAGCAUCUGUGGGAAACUCUUCAAACUGGAGAGGUCGUUGAGGAUGCACAUGAAGAGCCACAGGAUCUCCRCUCAGUCGUUCCCCUGCAGCGUCUGCCGCAAAACCUUCACCACAGACUUCAGACUGAAGGCCCACCUGAAGAGCCACAGCACAGAGAGACCGUUCGCCUGCGACGUGUGCGGCAAACACUUCCUGUUCAAGAGCGGGCUGAAGAAACACGCAGGGAUUCACACCGGAGAGACACCAUACGAAUGUCCUGAGUGCGGGCGCAGCUUCAGRCAGAAGACCAACCUGGACAGCCAYGUGAAGAUCCACUCGGGGGUCAGAAACUUUGUCUGCGGGGUCUGUGGGAAGGCCUGCUCUCGACGGGAACACCUGAAGGUCCACAUGAGGACCCACAACGGAGAGAGACCCUACAAGUGCACCGUCUGUGAGAGAGCCUUCACCCAGAGCCACUGUCUGAAAACACACAUGAAGACCCACCAGACUGAAGAAGACCCCGUCCCUGAUACCCAGACUGAAGAAGACCCCGUCCCUGAUACCCAGACUGAAGAAGACCCCGUCCCUGAUACCCAGACUGAAGAAGACCCCGUCCCUGAUACCCAGACUGAAGAAGACCCCGUCCCUGAUACCCAGACUGAAGAAGAC